Messenger RNA from Humulus lupulus (European hop), 1917 nucleotides. RefSeq names its product senescence-associated protein AAF, chloroplastic. Gene Ontology annotation, biological process: cellular response to oxidative stress; leaf senescence. The transcript has 13 exons. NCBI's taxonomy places the organism in Eukaryota, Viridiplantae, Streptophyta, Magnoliopsida, Rosales, Cannabaceae. The record is from RefSeq and is a predicted model, not a curated record. Gene Ontology annotation, cellular component: chloroplast. The coding region runs from base 272 to 1639 and encodes 455 amino acids.
UACUCAUUGCCCAGGUCUCUCUCUCUUUCUCUCUUCUUCAAAUUCUGUAUGUUAGAGUCGUUAGACCCCCCUCUCUCACUUUUGAACGGGACCGUUCUAAAGCUUCGUUACUGGUUACCUUACCGAGUGGACUGGAUUUUUUCUUGCUUUCAUACCAAAUUCUCAGCACACCUAAGCUGUUUAUUCAACCACUGCACUAUUUUCCUAUAUUAAUGCUGUCUUGAGGUGAAGAUUUCAUUAGGCCCUCUUCAAUCUCGUCAUAAUUUUUCCAAUGGCACUUAUUUCAAGCAAGGUCUCUAGCAACUCUGCAUCAACUAAGAUUGCAACUCUUCCUAAAUCACAUGGAAUUCUAAAAUCAUUUUCUAAAUCAAUGCAACAAAGUAGAUUACAAUUUACAAGUCAAUCAGGUGAACCAACACAACUAGGCCACCAAUGUCUCUCGACAAAAAUAUUAUGUUUUCCCAAUGGUGCUUUGGGGCACAGAAAUGGAAAACCAUUGAGUUUCACUGUUUCGAAAAGGCCCUCCAUGUUAUGCAGGUCAAGAGGCACUCAAAACUCUAGAAGAAAAGGAGGUCUUCGAACUUGUGAUGAUCAUGAAAUAAAUAGUGAACAAAUUGAAGAUGAUCAAGCAGCUUUACCUGCGAGAAGUAGACACUCCACAAAGGGCUUAGCUGAAGCUUGUAAAUUUGUAUACAAUGACGCCAAGUUUGUCAAUGAAAGGGCUCGCAAUGACAUCAUCUUGCUUUCACGUGGCAUAAUGAGAUUGGAUGCCCGUGCACGACAAGGCGUUGCUAUUCUUGGGUCUGAGUUUCUUAAGCUUGAUGCUCGAGCAAGAGAGGACACUGAAAAACUUGACCGUAAUGUGAAGAAGAAAGCAGAACGCCUUCAUCAUAUUGCUACAAUCUUGAAGGACAAAGCAGAGUCAAGAUUGAAAACUGCAGCUGAUAAACAUUGGAGUGAUGGAGCCUUAGAGGCUGAUUUGCGGCUCGCUGAUUUCCGUGCUAAGCAGCGUGCAAUGGAAGAUGCUCUAAUGGCUUUGGAGCUUGUCAAAAAUGUCCAUGAUAUGAUGGUUAACCAAAUGUAUAAAUUUCCUCUUGGUAGGGAAAGUGGAUCUCUUUCAGCAACUGACAUGAUGAAUCGUAUAAUGCUUGAAAAGAACGGUAAAACCAGUGAGUACUUCCCUGGAGAAGUAUCUACUGAUCGGAUAACUGCAAUUCAGGAAGCUUAUUGGAGUAUGGCAUCUGCUCUUUCUGAAGCUGAUGGAAUUGAUUACACUGAUCCUGAAGAGCUCGAGUUGUUGAUCACAACUCUCAUAGAUCUAGAUGCAAUGGAUGGAAAAAGUAGUGUUUCAUUAUUGGCAGAAUGCUCAAGCUCUCCUGAUGUCAAUACUAGGAAAGCAUUGGCUAAUGCAUUGUCUGUAGCUCCAUCCAUGUGGACUCUUGGUAAUGCAGGCAUGGGAGCAUUACAGAGACUCGCUGAAGAUAGCAACCCGGCAAUAGCUGCUGCUGCAUCCAAGGCUAUCUAUGAGCUGAAGAAACAGUGGGAAAUAGAGGAAGGUGACAGCUGGAGGUUUAUGGUGAACCAAAACAUUAUGAAACAAGGAAGUGAAGAAGCUGACAAUGAUACAGAUAUAAUUUGAGAAAGUGUUCAGAAAUUUCUGCUGUAAAUAUCCAAGUGAAGCUCUAAUUAAUCAUAGGAGAAGUCCACUAAUCAAAAAAAUAAAAAUAAAUAAGUAGUGCUGUGCUGAUAUAUGAAGAAAGUGCUGUCAUGUGUUUCAAAAGUUCUUUCUUUUGAUUAUUUUAUUCCCUAAACUUUACACAACUGGACAACUUUUUUUCCCUUGGUUACUUACCAAGAAACUUGGGCUUCAUAUAUAAAGCGCACCUUAUUUAUAUAAUAGAAAUGAUUAUUUAUUUA